Scophthalmus maximus (turbot) is the source of this 6982-nucleotide messenger RNA. Its product is annotated as probable ribonuclease ZC3H12C. Bases 530 to 3304 code for a protein of 924 amino acids. The transcript has 6 exons. Gene Ontology annotation, molecular function: mRNA binding; RNA endonuclease activity; metal ion binding. Gene Ontology annotation, cellular component: cytoplasmic ribonucleoprotein granule; nucleus. Lineage: Eukaryota; Metazoa; Chordata; Actinopteri; Pleuronectiformes; Scophthalmidae. The record is from RefSeq and is a predicted model, not a curated record.
GAGGGCAGAGACUCGGUGUAGAUGCCUCGCGCUCCGUCUGUUGUCAGUCACACCGCUGAACCUGCAGCCUCAGGACACUGCACUCUGCUUCUCAACCAAAAAGAGGAGAACUUGAAGGCUCACAUCUCUUAGGAUUGCUGCUACGCUUAAAAAACAACAAAAACAACCCCAGUUGGAUUGACAGCUUUACUUUUUCCAAUGUCAAGUGGAUACUGAAAUUUGACUUUUUCGCAUUAAAGAGGGAAUUUUGACGAACAUCCAGACAUAUUUUUAUUGCCAUAUCUGGAAAUUUUGUUUCUUCCUUGCCCUGCAGCUGGAAUGACCAAAGGUUGCAUUUGAGGAGAGAAAUCAAGAGAGACAUUUCUCUCCUUCUAACUCUCCUGUUUUUUACUGCCUCGUUUCCCUUGGAGUUGUGUGCUUCGCUCCCAGGACCAGUCAGGGAACUGUUCACCCUCAGCAGUAACAGUGGGGUCGGUUAGGUGCCCGGGAGGUCACGGAGGGCGUGGAGCUGGAUGUAUGAGACGGCUCCAUGGGCCUGAAGGACCAUCUGGAGGAUGGGACAGGCCACAUCCUCAGCCUGGAGCUGGAUCUGGACUACCUCCAUGUGGAAGGUGCUGAGCGGCAGGGCGGCCUGAGCACUGCGACGGGUGCUGGGAAUGUAAGAGUCUCGCAGGUCAGAGCUGGCGUCCCGAGCAACAGCACCAACAGCAUUGAUAGUAGCGGUACUAGCUUUAGUACGCGCUCGAGCUACAGCAGCAGCAGCAGUUGCAGUAAUUUCUCUGAGGAGAGUGCAGUGUCCGACAGUGAGGAUGAGCGACUCCAGAACGGGUCUGGUUCCGAAUCUCAAAAUCCUCGUCGAGAUCAGUCUCACCUUCGCCACCAAGAGUCCUCCUCCGUCUGUCCGCCAGUCAGGCUGGACCUGACCCUCAACCGGUCCCUGGGAGGCCUCGCGCAGCCAGAAACAUCAGCUCCGGCCGACCCCGUCGCGGACUGCCGCAACAAGGUGGAGUUUGCUCUCAAGCUUGGCUACUCUGAGGAGCUGGUGCUGCUGGUGCUGAGGAAACUGGGCACAGAUGCGCUCAUCAACGACAUCCUGGGCGAGCUGGUCAAACUGGGAACCAAGACAGAGAUGGAGCAGCAAGGACGUCCGACUGUCUCGCAGUCUCCUUCCACCUCUUUGUCAUCCUCUUUGGCCUACUCCUCCUCCUCCUCCUCCUCCUCCUCUUCCUUCAGCUCCUCUCUGGACUCGUGUCAGCUGCUGUGUCCAUCCCAGCUGCUUGAGGACAAAGAAAACCUUCGGCCCGUCGUGGUGGACGGGAGCAACGUAGCCAUGAGUCAUGGAAACAAGGAAGUGUUCUCCUGUCAAGGCAUCCAGCUGGCUGUAGAUUGGUUCUUAGAGCGAGGUCACCGCGAUAUCACUGUUUUUGUCCCGGCCUGGAGAAAGGAGCAGUCGCGACCUGAUGCUCUCAUCACAGACCAAGAGAUUUUACGGAGACUGGAGAAAGAGAAGAUCCUGGUCUUCACUCCGUCUCGACGUGUGCAGGGGCGCAGAGUGGUUUGCUAUGACGACCGCUUCAUCGUCAAACUGGCCUACGAGUCGGAGGGCAUCAUCGUGUCCAACGACAACUACCGCGACCUGGCCAAUGAGAAGCCGGAGUGGAAGAAAUUCAUUGACGAGCGUCUGCUGAUGUACUCCUUUGUGAAUGACAAAUUCAUGCCACCAGAUGACCCACUGGGACGCCAUGGACCCAGUCUGGAGAACUUUUUAAGGAAGAGGCCUGUUGUUCAGAGGAAGCAGCCAUGCCCUUAUGGCAAAAAGUGCACAUAUGGUCACAAGUGCAAGUUUUACCACCCCGAAAGGGGCAGCCAGCCCCAGCGCGCCGUGGCUGAUGAGCUCCGUGCCAGUGCCAAAAUAUCAUCAGUAGCUUCCCGAGGCCUGCUGGAAGACGCCCUAAUGAUGAAGAGCCAAAGUUUUGGUCACGGAAUGGUUGACGCCGAGCCGAGUCAGAGCACUCCAAAGAAACAACCAAACCGCAGCCCUCGAAGCUCCUUCACUGACCUCCUGGAGGACAGGCUUCGGGUCCACUCCAAAGCGGAGGGACGCAGGGGAAGCGGCAGCAGCAGCAGCAGUUGUAGCAGCAGCUUUCUAGGGCAUCCUGCUCCAGGGGCGCCCCCUUCAUCAGGAAACCUGGACCGAUGGGAGCACCCUGGGUGCAUUGGUGGAGGCAGCUCCAGGGUCGCUGGAGCCUCAGGACCAAGCCAGGCUGACACCUACCACAGAUGUGAGUCUCCAGAGCUUGGCUACGGCUCUGUGGGGAAGGCAUAUUCAAACCUCAGCCUGGUCGUGCCACAAAGUCCUGAAUGCUUCUUCCCAGCCGACCUGCGAUCCGGAUCUCUGCUGUCAGACUGUAGCAGUGAAGGAAGUGUCAGCUCAGACUCUUUCUCCCCUGAUCCUUUAUUAGAUGAUGGCCCCAAGUGCCACCAUCACCACCACCACCACCCUCAUCACCACCAUCACUGCUCUGGCCAGUACACCCAUCCUGUCAGCCGUGUCCCACCGGGAUUCAGCCAGCACGCACAUCAUGGCUAUCCCAUUCCUCAAGCCUUGCAGAGGCAGCAUGGUUUUGGCUUGGAAGACCGUUCGCCUUCUGUUACCUCUCACACAUCUCCACGUCCUUUCAAAACCCCUUCAGCCCACGCUCCGCCGCACCUUCAGCAUCCAUCGCUGAGCAGUUUCUCAGGGGAUUUCCCAGCUCGUCCUCAAUUUCCAUCCCAAACUUCCCCUGCUCACUCCCGCUCUCCGGGCUCCUCCCUCGGCCGCAAUCUGAUGGGCUCCCUUUGGCAGGACGGCGGGCUCCGGGACUCCCGAGUGUAUGAAGGGUCACCACUUCAUUCCAGAAGAAACUACUCUGGGAUAAACCAAGAGCCACUGCAACAGAUAAACUGGGACCCCCAAUACCAGCAGUCCCCUAAUCCUUGCUAUGAUCUAUUUAACUUCCAGAGCAGGGGCAGGCAAGCCCAUUCAUCCCCCCACGGCCUUUCAACAUCAAGUCUUCCUCCACUCCCGCAGCUGUCGCUUACAUCCAUCACUUCCCACAAGGGCCACCUGCCCUCAGUGCCCCAGACGCAGGAGCCCCCCGCCCUGGGCCGAUACCAGGGUCUUAGAGAGAGGAUGUUUGUCAACCUGUGCGGCAUCUUCCCUCCAGAACUAGUGAGAAUGGUGAUGACCAGGAACCCUCAUGUGAUGGAUGCUCAGGAGCUCGCGGCUGCAAUUUUGAUGGAGAAAUCUCAGCUCGGGUCUUGAAUGUAGCCAGAGGGUGAAGCUACAGCUUCAUCUUAGCUUGACCGCUUCUGCAGACUUAUCCCCUGCAAUUGUCUUAAUUAUUUAAAUCAGGUUGAACAAACACAAACCAAAAUCCUUAAGCUGGUAAUGCUUAUGGACCACUUAUUUUCACUGCAGGGAAGUUGUCUCAUUAAUUUUAAUGGUAUUUUUGUAAAGGGAAAUCCCAAAAUUGCCAUAUUUUUUUAUAUGUCUGCUAUUUCAGCACUUAAGACACCAGUGUGCUUAUAGGGAGGCUUGUAAUGUGUGUAAAGGGUGACAGUGUUGUUAAUUUUAAAUUAAUUUAUUUGUUAAAAAUUUAAGUUAUUUAGAUACUUUAUAAUUAUUCAGUUUUUGGCACUUUUUGUUCGCGUUUUCUUUUUUUUUUUUUGGCAAUCAUAUCAGGGUAUAAGUACUUUUAAAAAAAAAAAAUGUAUGUUCCAUCUUAGAGAAACUAUUCAACUGAGAUGACAACAUGGAGUAAAUAUACAUUCCUACUGCAUGUAAUUCUUUCUAGUCUGACAGGUGGCAGAUCAGCUGCUGUGGUGAAUGUUUUGUGGAUUUCCCCCCACGGGGAAGUGAAACCCACAAAAGAAGAUAGCAAAAAACUCCACUCGAAAGCCCCAUGCUGUUUUUAUUUUUUUUUCUCCUCUGCUUGCGUUCGAGCUUUGUCAGCUGACUUUGCAGUUCAUCUUUUCAUCUUCAAAACCAGCUCAGUUCUUUUUAAAAAUAUGUCAGAUUAUGAAGUCAUAUCAAGGUGAAUGUGGAGAGCGCGACCACCGGAAACGUUUAGUUUCUUGGUAUUAUUUCAAUUUUAAAUGUAAAAUGCGUGAUGAUUUAUCACCCUCGUAUGCGUGUGAAUGUCUGUGAGACGCGCGGCCUCCUUCGUCCGUGGCGUCACCAGUGGAGAGUUUUCGCUGCCUCGCGCGGGACACAACUUCAUCUUAUGAACCUUUCCGUCAGAGACGCAGAGAUCCACGUCCGGCAGGAGCGGAGAAACACCUUCAAAUUGUAUGUUGCCAAACACCUAAUACGAGGAGGGGGGACAGAAAGAGAUGAAAUAUUAGAUAUACACUAAUAUUUCGCUCAACUAGACAUUAUUUCCAUUAUCAGUAUUAUUCUUUUGAUCAGUUCAUCAUAGAAUCAAUCUUUAAAAGGUCAAAUCAACUGCUUAGCCUCCGCUCCUUUGCCCGCCGUCUCUCUGAAAGUAUUAUGAACUUCUCUCGUCUUAUUGAAAAAGCACUUUGGGCUGCGUCUGUCGUUGCAUGACAUGAUCCCGUGGUCGUCUCCACCGGGGGGGAUUGUUUGUUGACGUCCGAGGAACUGUUUGUGAAGCCAAAGCUCCUGCCUGCCUGGUCAGCAAUAAUAUCUAGUAGCCGGAUGACGCCUCUCGUUGUUGAUACAAAUUGUAUCCUGUUUUAUAUGAGAAUAUUUAAAAAAAAAUAUUUCGAGUCAAAUAUUUUUUGGGAGUAUUCGUGGCAAACUUUGCCACCGUUGGUAUUUAGACUUUAUUUAUAUGAGGGGGGGCUCGUUAUUCCCCUUCUUUUUCUUCUUCUUCUUCCAAGUGCAGGAAAGAGAACGUCUCAUAUGCACCUUUCAGUUGGAAACAGAUGUCGUUGCUGUUUUAUGUCGUCCGCGAACCGAAAGCAAGGUACCGCCGCGGAACUGGGAGACCGCGGGCCCCGGUCGAGCGUCGCACGCGUCACACCAGACGCUGGACAUUGCCAGCGUUUUUUAUACGUAAAGGUGUGGUCAUGACUACGUCACAAUAUUCCCCUCAGAACAGAAGACUGUGAUCGUGACUACAGUAAAAAAAAAAACAACAACAAACAUUUUUACUGCUUUUUAAAACCACAACCGCAAUUUUUCUUUCAACUUCCUCACAAAUUCCUCGCAUGUGGAAGGUGCACCUCUCAGGAACACGUCCUCCGUCCUCCCUGCGGGUUCCCGCCACACGCGGCUGAGCGCCUCUCGUCCUGCAGGUCUGGCACCGUGUGCCGGCGUUCGCUUCACGGCGGCGAGACGCUCGCACCGAUGCGCCAUUAGGCAAAAAACGUCUAUAUUGAAGAAAGAAAAAAAAAAGGGUUGCCGCGUUGAAAAAAAUGUACGAGGGGCCAAAUAACUUUUCUAACGCCGCGAGCUUGUCAAAGAGCUAUUUGACUAAUUAUUCACUGUGACUGUUUCAUCCGCCAGAAGGAAAUUGCAGCUGGCGACAGUGUGUCGCUGAGGAGAUAAACGCAUUGUUGUCAACUCGACAAUGAGUUCAGACUGAACGUGCUCUUGUUUUCCCGCCAAAUGUGUGUGUGUGUGUGUGCGAGCGUGUUUGUCUUGGACUCACCUCACGUGUCUCCUGCAGUUUCUUGCCUUGUAUCCGCCCCGCCCCGUUCUUGCCUCGACCUUUACCCCCGAGCAAGUGUUGUCAACGCGCGUGGCGCCGACGCCUCCUGGGCGGCACAGGGCUCCGCGAGUGGGGCCUCUGUCGCAGCACAGGCCUCGGGGGUUUUGCCCGCGAUGUUGACGAUGGGCCCGAUGUCCGGCACAAGACCCUGACACCUGAAGCAGCUCCGUGGAAUUUAAAACCUUCAUUCAUUUCGAUUUUUUCCUUCUUUUUUUUUUUGUACUCCUGUGACGCCUCAGUAUGGCCUCGGGCGGAGAAAGAAGGCCCUCGGACUUUCUUCCCACUUCAUGUAUCGCCGCGACAUCGCCUCCUCUGUUUCCACGGAUGCAGUUGUUAAGUCUUUUAUUUCUGGCCGAUCAGAUCGUCACGGAGCCUUUCGGGGGGGAAAUUAUGUGAAAAUAUGCCUUGAAAAGCUGCAGAGAAACCAAAUUGCUGGAGAAAUUCGUGUUUCCGCUCAAGUGUUUCCGUCCUCUUGCAGACACAUGCAGUGUUGUUUUGGGAUUUCUUGCUCAUUUGACUGAAACGGCCUUAAAAUCCAGCUAUUUUCAUCCAAUGGAGAAAAAUUUGAGUAAAAUAUAUAUAUAUGUAAUAAUAAAAAAAUGUCCCCGUUUGUCACGUCACAUUCCCGCCUUUAUAUUUCUAAUGUGCUUUAACACAGCUUCAUUUCUGCUGCAGAAAUUACUUCAGCAUCUUCAGGGACCAAGGCCAAGUACAAGUGUGUGUUUCCCCUCCAGUCAGUGGGAAACCAAAAUUUAAAAAAAAAAUAAAGUAAAAUAAAAAUUAAUGUACCAUUUGUCUCUGUUUCACCGUGAGUCCUGCUGGCAGAUGGAAGAGUUCCACUCGGGGGGGCGGGGACAAGAACCCAAAGCUGUCAUGAGUGUGUACUUUGCUCAUAUUCUGUACGAAAACAAAAAGGUAUUGCUUUAAGGUGAUGAUGAAUUUGGGAGCGUAACCCAAAAUUGAUUUUUUGAAACGACAAACUUGAAAUGAAGUCGGUUGAAAUGACUUUACCCAAACAAAUGUCAUCGCGUCCUCGUUCGGCGCUUGUCUUAUUCCUGUAUGAAUGUGUCAUUUUGAACGGGGCCUCUGGAAGCUGCAGGACGAUGGGACGUCAGUUGAGCUUUAGGCAGUGAAACCUCAAACAAACGCACAAACAACCCUGUCGUACGUGCAGAAUGUGGGAGACUCGUGGCCAAAUGAGACGUGUUGACUGUUCUUGUGUGUGAUGUAAAAGUGAGCAAUAAAAAGCCCUUCUCCAGCUUUCA